AUGGGGUCUGUUCCCAGAAUGCCAGGGGCAGGGCGGCUGGGGGCAGGGCCGGCCGUUGGACAAACAGAUCAAAGGCUGCUGGUCGUCCUGGGCCUGCUGUGGGGCUCGGCAGCCGCCACGUCCUCGGGCCCGCAGUGGCCCAAGCCCGUGUUCGGGCGCCUGGCAUCUCCUGGCUUCCCAGGCAAGUAUGCCAACAACCAGAAGCAGCGCUGGGCCCUGACGGCGCCCCCCGGCUACCGCCUGCGCCUCUACUUCACUCACUUCCACCUGGAGCCCUCCUACCUCUGCGAGUACGACUUCGUCAAGCUGAGCGCCGGGACCACGGUGCUGGCCACGCUGUGCGGGUCGGAGAGCACGGACACGGAGCGGGCGCCCGGCAACGACACCUUCUACUCGCCGGGCUCCAGCCUCGACGUCACCUUCCGCUCCGACUACUCCAACGAGAAGCCGUUCGCGGGCUUCGAGGCCUUCUACUCAGCAGAGGACAUCGACGAGUGCCAGGUGCCCCCAGGAGAGGCCCCCCCCUGCGAGCACCACUGCCACAAUCACCUGGGUGGCUUCUACUGCUCCUGCCGUAUGGGCUACGUUCUCCACGGGAACAAGCACACUUGCUCAGCCCUGUGCUCAGGCCAGGUCUUCACCGCCCGGUCUGGGGUGCUCAGCAGCCCUGGAUACCCUCAGCCGUACCCCAAACUCUCCAGCUGCACCUACAGCAUCCGCCUGGAGGAGGGGUUCCGUGUCACCCUGGACUUCGUGGAGUCCUUUGACGUGGAGUCGCACCCUGAGACCCAGUGCCCCUACGACUCCCUGAAGAUUCAAACAGACAAGGAGGAAUAUGGCCCAUUUUGUGGGAAGACGUUGCCCCACAGGAUUGAAACCAAGAGCAACACAGUGACCAUCACCUUUGCCACCGAUCAGUCGGGGGACCACACGGGCUGGAAGAUCCACUACAACAGCACAGCUCAGCCCUGCCCUGACCCGACGGCACCACCUAACGGCCACAUCUCCCCUGUGCAGGCCAAAUACAUCCUGAAAGACCACUUCUUUGUCUUUUGCGAGUCGGGCUACGAACUUCUGCAAGGUUACUGGCCCCUGAAAUCAUUUGUUGCAGUCUGUCAGACAGAUGGAUCUUGGGACAAACCGAUGCCGCAGUGCAGCAUUGUUGACUGUGGCCCUCCUGAUGAUCUGCCCAGUGGCCAAGUGGACUAUAUCACGGGUACUGAGGUGACCAUAUACAAAGCUGUGGUUAAAUAUCGCUGUAAUGAGUUCUACACAAUGAGAACAAAUGAUGGUAAAUAUGUGUGUGAGGCUGAUGGAUUCUGGACCAGCUCCAAAGGAGAAAAAUCACUCCCCAUCUGUGAGCCUGUUUGUGGAAUAUCCACCCGUACCACAGAAGGUCGUAUAUAUGGAGGACAAAAUGCAAAGCUUGGUGAUUUUCCUUGGCAAACCCUGUUAUUAGGUAAAACUACAGCAGCAGGUGCACUUCUAUAUGACAACUGGAUCCUAACAGCUGCUCAUGCUGUAUAUGAGCAAAGAGAAGACGCCUCCUCCUUAGACAUUAGAAUGGGUGCCCUGAAGAGACUGUCACCUCAUUAUACACAAGCCUGGGCCGAGGCCAUUUUUAUACAUGAACGUUACACUCAUAAUGCUGGUUACGAUAAUGACAUAGCAUUGAUUAAAUUGAAGAACAAAGUUGUAUUAAAUAGCAACAUCAUGCCUAUUUGUUUGCCGAGAAAAGAAGCUGAAUCCUUCAUGAGAACCAAUGAUAUUGGAACUGCAUCUGGAUGGGGAUUAACCCAAAGGGGUUUUCUUGCCAGAAAUCUUAUGUUUGUUGACAUACCAGUUGUUGACCAUCAAAACUGUACUGCGGCAUAUGAAAAGAAGUCCUAUCCGGGGGGAAGGGUAACUGACAACAUGCUUUGUGCUGGUUUAGAAAGUGGGGGCAAGGACAGCUGUAAAGGCGAUAGUGGGGGGGCAUUAGUGUUUCUACAUAAUGAGACACAGAAAUGGUUUGUGGGAGGAAUAGUGUCCUGGGGUUCCAUUAAUUGUGGGGAAGCAGAUCAGUAUGGGGUCUACACAAAAGUCAUUAACUAUAUUCCCUGGAUCAAGAACAUAAUUAAUAAUUUUUAACUUGUGUGUCUU
Messenger RNA from Balaenoptera ricei (Rice's whale), 2142 nucleotides. It is a transcript of the gene MASP2, whose product is annotated as MBL associated serine protease 2. Gene Ontology annotation, cellular component: extracellular region. Gene Ontology annotation, molecular function: calcium ion binding; serine-type endopeptidase activity. Gene Ontology annotation, biological process: proteolysis; complement activation, lectin pathway. Bases 1 to 2130 code for a protein of 709 amino acids. The transcript is spliced from 11 exons. The record is from RefSeq and is a predicted model, not a curated record. NCBI's taxonomy places the organism in Eukaryota, Metazoa, Chordata, Mammalia, Artiodactyla, Balaenopteridae.